Ornithorhynchus anatinus (platypus) is the source of this 1448-nucleotide messenger RNA. It is a transcript of the gene RAD52, whose product is annotated as RAD52 homolog, DNA repair protein. Gene Ontology annotation, biological process: double-strand break repair via single-strand annealing; DNA recombinase assembly; mitotic recombination. The record is from RefSeq and is a predicted model, not a curated record. Gene Ontology annotation, cellular component: nucleus. Lineage: Eukaryota; Metazoa; Chordata; Mammalia; Monotremata; Ornithorhynchidae. Bases 93 to 1310 code for a protein of 405 amino acids. The transcript is spliced from 12 exons.
GCGCACUGGACUCUGGCCAUUGGCGCCCUCCCGGCAAGCUCCGCGCGGCAGGGCGGCGGUGAUUGGCUGGCGGGGUUGGCGCCGAGCCAACGAUGUCCGGGAGUCGGGGAGCGAGCGGGGAGAGCCUCGACAGUCAGCCGGCCCGGCCCGGAGAUGCCACCUUAUGCUUCGGGCAGUACCAGUACACGGCCGCCGAGUACCAGGCCAUCCAGGAAGCCCUGCGCCGGAGGCUGGGCCCCGAAUACAUCAACAGCCGGCAGGCCGCCAACGGACAGAAGGUGUGCUACAUCGAGGGCCACCGGGUUAUCGGGCUGGCCAACGAGAUGUUCGGCUACAACGGCUGGGCUCAUUCCGUCACCCAGCAGAACGUGGCGGGAUCCCCUCUCCUUCCUGCUUCCCCAGAUUUUGUCGACCUCAACAACGGCAGGUUCUCCGUCGGGGUCUGCGCCUUCGUCAAAGUCCAGCUGAAGGAUGGCUCGUACCACGAGGACGUGGGCUACGGCGUCAGCGAGGGCCUCAAAUCGAAGGCCUUGUCCUUAGAGAAGGCGAGGAAGGAGGCCGUGACGGACGGGCUGAAGCGGGCCCUCAGAUGCUUCGGGAAUGCCCUGGGGAACUGCAUCCUGGAUCGGGACUAUCUCAGGUCGUUGAGCAAGCUUCCUCAUCAGCCGCCUCCCGAGCUGGACUUGAGCAACGCCAAAAGGCGGGACUCGGAGCCGCUGGUGGAGCGGGCCAGAUACAGCAGCUGCUCCCGGGCCUGGCCCGGCCGGCCCCUGCCAGCCGCCGAGGCCCCGGCCCCCUCCUCUUCCUCCCGCACGCCGACCCCUCCGGAGACGUCCUGCACCCGCGAACCGCCGGACUCCGGCGCAGCCUCCGGUAGCCUGGUGGCCUCGGCCACGGCCGAGGAUGCCACGUGCCAGCGGAAGCUGAGGCAGAAGCAGCUGCAACGGCAGUUCCGGGAGCAGAUGGAGAAGAGGCAGCGGCAAGCAGGCUCUCCCGCGGACCCCUCGGGGUCGGGGGCCGCGAACGGUGGGCUACCAGCUCCCCCGCCGAAGCCAAGCCUUCCCGCGGCCACCGUCGUCGCCGCCUCCAUGGAAUCCGUGUCGGAAGAGGAGUUCCUGGCAGAUGACCCCGAGAUGUGGGCGAGCGUGGAGGUGGAGGAUCUCCCCCCGCCGGCCCCGGUCCCCGGCAGCCUCAACCCCGGGCCGCCGACUUUACCCGACGCCGUCCACGAAACCGGCCACUAUCCCCGCCACCACCCGCCAGGAGCCGCUAAUCAGGGCCCGAAGAAGAGGAAGAUGGACCCUUCCUAAAGCCCCGGCGCGGUCCUCUCUCCCCGCGCGGCCCCGCUCCCGGCCCGGGUGGUCCGAGCCCGCCGGGGCUCCCGCCUUCCUCGCUGGUUGGAUCCGGCUGUCGGGGAGAAAUGGAAUAAAGCUGCGAGUUUGAUUUUA